AUGGAGUCGGUUGUCGUUAGAUAUAUGCGACGACGGAGAGAUGCGACAUACCCUAAACGGUACCACGAUGAUAGCCAUGGAGAUUACGCCAUCAUGUAUCAGCAAAUUUUGCAAGAGGCGCAUGAUUUGCACCAACCCGAACCGGUCCAGGUUUUGAGCAGAAGAACCAUUAAUAGAUGUCAUGUGGAUGCAAAUGCCAAGAUGAUGCAGGACUACUUCAACCCCGGUUGCAGAUACAGACCUGAGCGUUUUAAGAGACGUCACGGUUUGCCACGAGAUCUUUUUCUUAAAAUAUUGCCUCAAAUUUGCGCUCGAGAUCCUGAUUUUUUACAGCGAAGAGAUGCAUGUAACAUCCCGGGUCACUCUCCUCAUAUGAAAAUGAUCGCCGUAAUGAAACACCUGGCAAAGGGGGUAGCUGCAGAUAGCUUAGACGAUUACACUCAGAUGGCUGCGGCAACAAUAUACAUAUAUGUUAAGAAGUUUAUGGAUGCACUACUUUGGGAAUUUAACGACCGCUACAUGAGGAAACCAACAACCGAAGAUACUAGGAGGCUAUUGGCUCAUAACGAAGCUCGUGGUUUUCCUGGAAUGCUAGGAAGCCUCGAUUGCACCCAUUGGGAGUGGAGGUUAUGUCCUACAGAAGAAGCCGACCGACACGUGGGACACAUUAAGAAACCAAAUCUUGUUCCACAGGCAGUGGAAUCGUACGAUAGAUGGUUCUGGCACUGUUAUUUUGGCGAGGCCGGGUCUAACAACGACUUGAAUGUGUUGGCGCAGUCGGGAUUAUUUGAUAUAGACAAUGACGCGUUUGCCCCGACUUGCAAUUUUCGCAUCAUGGGUCACAAGUACAAACAUGGAUAA
Messenger RNA from Papaver somniferum (opium poppy), 861 nucleotides. RefSeq lists its product as uncharacterized. Bases 1 to 861 code for a protein of 286 amino acids. The transcript has a single exon. The record is from RefSeq and is a predicted model, not a curated record. NCBI's taxonomy places the organism in Eukaryota, Viridiplantae, Streptophyta, Magnoliopsida, Ranunculales, Papaveraceae.